AUGGCUAAUAACUCGUCAAGCUAUGUUAACCUACUACAGAGUCAACUUCCAGUUGAUCUUGAUGCAGCCGAACCUUUAUGGUUCGGUAGCGAAGGUCCUGAUGAGGCUUAUGUGAUGUCUGGUAGCGAAGUGCCUGAAGCGUCUGGUGUGAAGUCAACUCCCCAACAAUCUGAGAGAAGGAAAUGGUCUCCCAAAGAGGAUAUAAUCCUCAUUGGGGCAUGGCUUAACACCAGUAAAGACCCGAUCGUGAACAAUGAGCAGAAAGGUGGAGCAUUUUGGAAGCGGAUUGUGGAGUACUACAACGCAAACCCUCUCUUGGUUGGGCAAAUACCGAGAGUCCUCCAUUCUUGCAAGCAGAGGUGGUCUCGGAUUAACGACCACGUUUCAAAGUUUUGUGGUUGCUAUGAUCGUGCUCUUCGCCAGCAAAGAAGUGGUCAGAAUGAUGACGAUGUGAUGAAGGCUGCUUUAGAUUCUUUCUUCAAUAUUAUGAACAUAAAGUUCACCAUGGAUCACUGCUGGAGGGAGCUGAGGUAUGACCAGAAAUGGUGCUCACUGGUUCAGGGUAAGGACACUGUUAAGGAGAAGCGCAAAGUGGUGGACCUCGAUGGAGAAGAAGCGGCUGUGGGAGAAGAAGAGGCUAGACCUCCCGGGGUGAAGGCUGCGAAAGCUCUCAAGAAGAAGAAGAAUGGCAGAGAGGAGGAGUUGUCAAACUUACAUGGCGUUUUACAAAUCAAAGAAAAACUCUCAAGGCAAAAGCUCCUUGAUCGUUUAUUCGCGAAAAAGGAGCCUCUAACUGAGAUGGAAACAACUGUUAAGGCUGAAGUUGGUCAUGGGUGCACUGAAGGUUGGGCAAGUCACGGGUGCAUUAGGAGUAGUGGAAGUCACGGGUGCUUUGAAGUAGUUCACGGGAUGUCAUCAUCUUCAUCCAAUGAAAUGGAAGAAUUGGAAGAAAGAUUGGACGAAGUUUUCGAAGAUAUCUGUGAAGAUACAAUCAACAACAUUAUCGAGGCCCAAACCAAAAAGCAAAAGAAACGAGCAUAUAUUGAACGAAACCGUGAAGCAUGA
Raphanus sativus (radish) is the source of this 1065-nucleotide messenger RNA. RefSeq lists its product as uncharacterized. Bases 1 to 1065 code for a protein of 354 amino acids. The record is from RefSeq and is a predicted model, not a curated record. NCBI's taxonomy places the organism in Eukaryota, Viridiplantae, Streptophyta, Magnoliopsida, Brassicales, Brassicaceae. The transcript is spliced from 3 exons.